UGCCCGAAGAUAGGCAACUAACAAUUCGCAUAGGAAGGUCAAAUAUAGUUGAACAUACUUUAAUCCAGACCUAAUUUACACAAAAAACUCUAGAUACACGUAGAAAUUAUCAACUUUAAAUUGACACAAUCAUUUUGCUAAGUGGUUUCUGUAGGAAAGUAGUGUGUGAUAGUGUUUAAAUACGAAAAUGCUUUUGAGAACUGGUAGAUAUCUGGUUUCAACGUUGCAGACAAGAAACGCCAGCAAUGUAUCGUUCAUUGGACUGGGUCAAAUGGGCAACAGAAUGGUAAAAAAUCUUACCAGCAAAGGUCAAGAGGUCAAAGUAUUCGAUAUACUACCGGCAGCUCUUAACAGUGCAGCCAAUUUAAAAGGUGCCAAGUUGUGUAAUUCAGCAGAAGAAGCUGCUAAAGACUCUAAUAUCGUUAUUACAAUGUUACCUACUGGAGAUAUAGUCAAAGAAACCCUACUUGCAGAAAAUGGUAUUUUAAAAGGUAUUCCAAAAAAAUCGCUCUUCAUAGACUGCUCAACUAUAGAACCGAAAAUGGCACAAGAACUUUCAAAAAUAUCCAAGGAAAACAAUAUCAGAUAUAUCGAUGCUCCUGUAUCAGGAGGUGUCACUGGGGCGGAAGCGGGAACUUUAACGUUCAUGAUUGGAGGUGAUCCAAACGAUAUGAAAGAAGCAGAACCAGUGCUCAAUAAGAUGGGCGGAAAGAUUUUCCAUUGUGGUAAUAUCGGUGCAGGUCAAAUUGCAAAACUUUGCAAUAACUUGAUUUUAGGCAUAACAAUGAUUGGUACGUGUGAGGCAAUGAAUUUAGGUAUUAAAUUGGGCCUAGAUCCUAAACUUCUUACAAAUAUAAUCAAUGUAUCUACAGGAAGAUCUUGGUCAUCAGAUACAUACAAUCCUGUACCUGGUGUUAUGCCAAACGUACCAUCAUCAAAAGGAUAUGAAGGAGGUUUUAGUGUACCCCUAAUAGCGAAGGACUUGGGUUUGGCAGAAGCUGCAGCUUUAAGUUGUGGUACUCCUCUUUUAUUAGGUGCCUUAACACAUCAAAUAUACCGUGCUCUUAUACUGAAUGGUUAUGGAGAUAAAGACUUUGCAGUUGUGUAUGAAUUUUUGAAAGGGCAAAAUAAAUAACUGGACAAAAAAUUUCUCGAUUAAACUCUUUUUUAUAUUCAAUAUACAUAUAUACAUACCUUUCAAGGUUACUGCUGUAAAAUAAAUCAUUUAUUUUUUUAUUUAAUAUGAACAAAAAUAAAUAUUAUCACACAUUAUAUUGAAACUAUAUGUUGAACCAUGUAUCAGUUUUGUAUUUUGUAUCAAUAAAUUUUAUUUACUUAAAAA
Messenger RNA from Diorhabda carinulata, 1342 nucleotides. RefSeq names its product probable 3-hydroxyisobutyrate dehydrogenase, mitochondrial. The transcript is spliced from 5 exons. The record is from RefSeq and is a predicted model, not a curated record. Gene Ontology annotation, molecular function: 3-hydroxyisobutyrate dehydrogenase activity; NAD binding; NADP binding. Gene Ontology annotation, biological process: L-valine catabolic process. Gene Ontology annotation, cellular component: mitochondrion. NCBI's taxonomy places the organism in Eukaryota, Metazoa, Arthropoda, Insecta, Coleoptera, Chrysomelidae. The coding region runs from base 188 to 1135 and encodes 315 amino acids.